This is a messenger RNA of Aureobasidium pullulans EXF-150, 1706 nucleotides long. Its product is annotated as putative sugar transporter. The record is from RefSeq and is a predicted model, not a curated record. Gene Ontology annotation, cellular component: membrane. Lineage: Eukaryota; Fungi; Ascomycota; Dothideomycetes; Dothideales; Saccotheciaceae. The transcript has 4 exons. The coding region runs from base 1 to 1644 and encodes 547 amino acids. Gene Ontology annotation, molecular function: carbohydrate:proton symporter activity. Gene Ontology annotation, biological process: carbohydrate transport; transmembrane transport.
AUGGCAUCUCACACUGCGGACGAGUCACUCAAGCAUGGAGCUCAUCAGGUCGAAGAGGUGUUCGGCGCUCAUGCUAUUGUCGAUGCUAAGCAUGCCUCAGACGCUGAGCACAAUACGCCCCUCAUCGAAGUUAUCAAGAAGAACAAGAAAGCCAUUCUGUGGUCGAUGGUCAUGUCUAUGACUGUUGUUAUGGAAGGCUACGAUACAAUCCUCAUGUCAAGUUUCUUCGCCUACCCAUCAUUCGCCAAGAGGUUCGGCGCCUUCAAUGCAGCUACCAAUGACUAUCAACUUACUGGCGCUUGGCAAACGGCUCUCAACAACGCGAGUAACGUCGGUAUCGUUCCUGGUAUCUUCUUGAACGGAUGGCUGGCUGCCAAGUAUGGUUACCGCAAGGUCAUCAUUGUCGCUCUGUUCUUCCUCAAUGCCUUCAUCUUCAUCACUUUCUUCGCACCCAACAAGCCUGUUCUGGUCGUCGGUCAGAUUCUCUGCGGUUUCUCAUGGGGUGUUUUUGCGACUAUCGGCCCAGCUUAUGCUUCUGAAAUCGUUCCGCUCCAGCUCAGAGGCUACUUGACUUCCUAUGUCAACCUUUGCUGGGCUAUCGGACAAUUCAUCGCAGCCGGAGUACUCAAAGGUCUUGUUGCCAGAACUGAUCAAUGGUCAUACCGUAUCCCUUUCGCCGUUCAAUGGGCUUGGCCCGUCCCUCUUAUGGUCGCAUGUUUCUUCGCCCCCGAAUCGCCUUGGUACAUGGUCAGAAAUGGCAGACUGGAGGAAGCCGAGCACAUUCUCAAGCGUAUCUCGUCCAACACCAGCCAAGACGAGAUCAAGGGAACACUUGCGAUGAUGGUCCAUACCACCGAGAUUGAGAACCAACUUGACAACGAGGCAUCACAAACAUCCUACAUCCAAUGCUUCAAAGGCACUGAUCGUCGACGUACCGAGAUCUGCUGCAUGACUUUCAUGGGCCAACUCUUCUCCGGAUCCUGCUUCGCCUACACACCUACCUACUUCUUCCAGCAAGCAGGAAUUAAAGACACAGUAUCCUACAGCAUCGGUCUCGGAGGCACCGCCGUCGCCUUCUGCGGCACCAUCGCAUCCUGGCUCAUCCUUGCGAGAGUCGGCAGAAGAAAGAUCUACACGACCGGCAUGGGUGUCCUUUGCAUCCUGCUUCUCAUCAUCGGUAUUGUCUCCGUGGCAAGCACAUCUGACGGCGCAAAAUGGGUUGCUGGUGCCUUGACCGUUGUCUGGCUCCUCACUUAUUCCUUGACUGUCGGCCCUGUCGCCUAUACCAUCGUCAGUGAAACCUCUGCCAUCCGUGUUCGCGCAAAGACAGUCUGUCUAGCCCGUAACGCCUACGCCCUGAUGAACAUCGUCUGCUCCACCCUCGAAUCCUACUUCAUGAACCCCACCGAAUGGAACCUCAAAGGCAAAACAGCAUUCUUCUGGUUCGCCACCUCUUUCCUCACUUUCGUAUGGGCAUACUUCCGUCUCCCCGAAGCCAAAGACCGCAGUUACGAGGAGAUGGAUUUGCUGUUUACUAAGGGUGUUUCGGCGAGGAAGUUUGCCAGUUACAAGAUUGAUGCUUAUGCGGGUGCUGCUGUUGACAGCAAGACGGAGAUUCUUUAUGAAGAGAAGGUUGCUCAGUGAAGAUGAGUGGUAGAGGGGGGGUCAAUGCAGGUUGGGAUAGGAAGGAGAGUUCCAAAUGAAUG